Messenger RNA from Triticum aestivum (bread wheat), 1320 nucleotides. Its product is annotated as alcohol-forming fatty acyl-CoA reductase-like. The transcript has 9 exons. Gene Ontology annotation, molecular function: alcohol-forming very long-chain fatty acyl-CoA reductase (NADP+) activity. The record is from RefSeq and is a predicted model, not a curated record. Gene Ontology annotation, biological process: long-chain fatty-acyl-CoA metabolic process; suberin biosynthetic process. Gene Ontology annotation, cellular component: intracellular membrane-bounded organelle. Lineage: Eukaryota; Viridiplantae; Streptophyta; Magnoliopsida; Poales; Poaceae. Bases 1 to 1320 code for a protein of 439 amino acids.
AUGGCCGAUGAUGGAGAUUAUUUUGUAUGCUCAUGGUGCCGUGGCGGCUGCACAGCGGAGGGCUGCACGCUCGACUUCGACAUCGGCGUCUUCAACAAGGAGAAGAUCUCCCUCGCCAGCCACGACGAGUAUGUGGUGGCGGGCGGGUGCAACCUCUUCCCACUGCCCCCGGAGGCGUCAAGGGCGUCAUGUCCUCUGUCGUAUGAUGUUUCUUUGGAGUCAAAUUCCUUGGGGGUUGCCAACAUGUGCCAUUUUGCGAGAAGGUGUGCUAAUCUCAAAAUGCUACUUCAUGUUUCCACUGCUUUUGUAGCAAGAGAGCAAGAAGGUCUGAUACUAGAAAAACCUUUAAAUAUGGGAGAAACGAGAAGGAGCGGUUACCACUUGGACAUUAAAUCUGAGCUAAAACUAGUUGACAAUGUUAAGUCAAAACUCAUGGUGGAAUCCUCUCCUGAAAUGUUAGUAAAGAAGACAAUGAAGGAACUUGGAUUAAAAAGGUCUAAGCACUUUGGUAGGCCUAAUGUGUAUUCACUCACAAAGGCUUUGGGAGAGAUGUUUCUUGGGAACUUGGCACAAGACCUUCCAGUUGUAAUAGUCAGGCCAAGCAUCAUAACAAGCACUUUUCGGGAUCCAAUGCCUGGAUGGAUAGACGGGACUAGGACAAUUGAUAUGUUGUAUGUUGCCUACAAUGACCAGACGAUUCCAUGUUUCUUCGCCAACCGCAGUGUCAUAUGUGAUCUGAUACCAGGAGAUAUGGUGAUUAAUGCAAUCAUUGUAACCAUGGCCACUCAUUGGGAUAAGCCUCGAUCUCAAGUAAUUUAUCAUGUUGCCUCGGGCCUUCGAAACCCUGUGCAUUAUUCAGUCACGGAGGAAUCGCUAUAUGAAUACUUCAACAGAAAUCCUCGUGUAACAAAGGAUGGAAGGAUUGUGAAAAAUAAAAGGACACUCUUGUUCAAGAAAUACACACACUUCCACCUAUACAUGAUCCUACGGUAUAAGCUCCCCCUAGAGAUGUUGCAUGCGCUAAAUGUAUUUGGAGGUUUGUUUUCCCAACAUUACAAGAAGCUCAACCGCGGUUACUACUUCUUGAUGUUAGUUGCCAAGUUGUACGCUCCAUAUGUGUUCUUCAAAGGGUGCUUUGAUGACACAAAUAUGACCAAGUUGUGGGAGGCAACCGCUACUAGCCAAAAUGAUGCUUCUACCUUUUGUUGUGAUCCUGGGUGCAUUAAUUGGGGCGUAUACCUUGUGAACACACACAUCCCCGCUGUUCUGGAGUAUGCUCACAAUAAUCAUCAAAUGAAGAAAGAAGGUCAGAGUGGGUAA